ACUUGUUUCAGUCUCGACUCUGUCUGCCUGCGAUGAGAAUGGCUUUAGCUUUUUGUCCGGCUCAAGACAACAUGCUUUGUGGUUUCUUUCUCCUCUUUUUUCUGUGUGCAGACACAGUAACACCCCAAGUAACUGAUGGGCUAUCUUUGUUAAAUACGUCUUCUUUCAUCACGUCUAACUACUCGAGCACAACAGAGGAAAUGCUGUCUACUUUGCGUGUGGUGGACGUACCUGACUACCCAGUGUCAGUGGGUCAAACAGUCCACUUGUCCUGCAGCGCUCUCUCUAAACCAGCCUCUGUAACUUGGACCUGGCAACACCUGGAAAAUCAAAUCUGGCAGGAGGUGGGCAGUGGAAAAGACCUGACACUCAGCGAACCACGGCAGAGCGGACUUUACCGCUGCCGUGCCAGGACGGAUACACAGCCAUGGAGAGAGAGCCUGAACCACACAGUAUACAUCAUCUCCAGGAAUCUAACCGUUGGUGAGAGUUUAGGAAUAGCUGCCUUUGCUCUCACACUACUGGCCUUGAUCAUCAACCUUGCCGUUCUUUCUUGGAUGGGAUGGAAAAGGUUUGGUGACAAGCUGAGUCCCUCUAUCACCGCAGCUAAAGUUUCUCCUGCACCUGGAAAGUCACCAAAGAUAGAUUUGCAACAGGCCGAGAGUGAGGGAGAUGUAUACAUGAAUUACACAAGCACCAACCAAGCCUACAGUGAUCUGGACCCCGUCACUAUGACUGAUGACAGUGUGUACUCCAGUCUGUCAUAAAUGACCAGGGGAGUGUGCAGACCUCGUGCAAUAAAAAGAGGACAAAUGACAGAGAUAGGAAGUUAAUGGAUUGUAAGAUUGUAAGAAGCAUUACCUUUCACCUCAUAUGUGGGAUUACUUUUUUUUUUAAAGUGCUUUGAUAAAAUGAAUUAUUUUGAAAAUGGUUCAACCAACAGAUAUGUUUUAGCCUGAUAAAAAUGUCCCACCUAAACAGUAAUAAAUUCUUCUUUCUCUGUUUGGUUUAUGUGAAUAAAACCUGUUGUUCAAUCUGUAGUUCUGUCAAAGA
Molecule: messenger RNA, 1053 nt
Organism: Labrus bergylta (ballan wrasse)
Lineage: Eukaryota; Metazoa; Chordata; Actinopteri; Labriformes; Labridae
Source: RefSeq, a predicted model, not a curated record